Gryllus bimaculatus (two-spotted cricket) is the source of this 1233-nucleotide messenger RNA. Lineage: Eukaryota; Metazoa; Arthropoda; Insecta; Orthoptera; Gryllidae. The record is from the annotation of a GenBank genome assembly.
UCAGCCGGCCGGCUGGCGCCCCCGCAGCACCUCCACCCGCACGCGCACCCCCUGGCGCCGUCCCGCCGCCAGCCCCCGCAGCCGCAGCCCCAGCGCUCGCACACGCCGCAGCCGCAGCCGCAGCGCCCAUGGCCUACCCGCGCCGUGGCACCCCUCGCCCUUCGUCGAGGCCAUGUACAGGCCUCCGCAGUUCCCCAACUUCCCCGCGGCACCCCCGCACGAGCGCCCUGCUGCCCCCGGGCGGGCGGCGCCUUCGGCCACGUGCCCCCGCUCAACUUCUUCUCGGGCUGCCUGGGCCGGCCCUUCCCGCCCGCGCGCCCUUCGACCUGCUGCGGCCGCAGCUGCAGGGCUUCGGCGCCAACCGCCCUACCGGACAUGCUGAGCCCGCCGGGCGCCGCGGCGGCCGCCGCCGUCGCCGCCAACGGAGCAAGCUCAAGGACCGCUACUCGUGCAAGUUCUUGCGGCAAGGUGUUCCCGCGCUCCGCGCAACCUGACGCGCCACCUUCCGCACCCACACCGGCGAGCAGCCCCUACAAGUGCAACGCCACGUCCGCAACAUCCACCAACAAGGAGAAAGCCGUUCAAGUCCCGCUGUGCGACCGCUGCUUCGGCCAGCAGACCAACCGGACGCCACCUCAAAUGAAAGCACGAAGGCGUAGACGAUGGCAGCGGGGCGGCCCGUGGCGGGACAGCCCCGGAGGCCCAGCAAACGAGAACGAAACGCGAGACGCCUUACUUCGACGAGAUCCGCUCUUUUCAUGGGAAGGGUUCGACGUAGCAGGGGCGGCGGCGGCGGCCGCGCGCUGGCGGCCGACGAACCACCUGACGCAGCUGCUACCCCGAAGCGGCGCGGGGGCGGGGCGGGGGCGGGGGCGGGCGGGCGCGCAAGCGGCGCGGCGGCGAAAACGCGCGGGCCCGCGACGAGGAUCACGGCGACGCCUCGCCGCCCGCGGCGCUGCGCUCGCCCCUGGGCUCCCCGCUCGGCGCCCUCCCCAAGGAGCCGCCGUCGCCCUCGCCCGUCGCCUACGAGGCCAAGGUGAAGGCCGAGGCGUUCAUCAAGGAGGAGCCGGCCACCAACAACAACUGCAACGAGCACGAGCCCAUCGAGGUUGCGACCUAGCGAGGGCCCCCGCGCAGCGCCCCGCUCCUCCACGCCACGCUCAGUUCCUAGCGCGCCCGCCCGCGCCAGCCCGCGCCAGCCCGCGCCAGCGCCCGCCGCCCCUCGCGGCCCCA